This is a messenger RNA of Closterium sp. Yama58-4, 2094 nucleotides long. The record is from the annotation of a GenBank genome assembly. Lineage: Eukaryota; Viridiplantae; Streptophyta; Zygnematophyceae; Desmidiales; Closteriaceae.
AUGGACUCUCCAGCUACGAGUUUUGAGUCGACUCAGAACUCCUCUCCAACUAAGCAUUUCCUAUUUCCCUCCCUCUAUCCCUUUCUCUCCCCCCUCCUCCCACCAGCUAUCCACUCUCGCCAUAACGCCCCUCAUGGCUCUACUCGUGCUGCGCUUGCCACUGCUGCCACGAGAGCUGCCCACAGGUCUUGCGCUCUUCUGCUGCAUGCCUGCCACCAUCACCGCAGGCAUCUCUCUCGCACGGGUAGGCACAGCGCGGGAAUUGUAAUGGCUCAGCACGGAAAUAGGGAUGGUUUUAUCACAGUAGAGUCGACUAACAUUGUCUUCUCAGUUGACACGGGUAUCGUCGCUUCUGCUGCAUGCCUGCCUGAAACCAUCAACGCAGGAAUCUCACUUGCACGGGCAGCGCAUGCCAACACAGCACUGGCUCUCGGCCUUACUGUCGUCACCAACACUGUUGGCAUACUCACUAUGCCUCUACUCCUGUCAACGCUCGUUCCAGCCAGUGAGGGUGUGUCGGUACCAGCAGGGCCGUUGUUACGGGGACUGGUUACCACUCUGCUCGUUCCCCUCUUCAUAGGCAUGGCAGUGCGACGAACCAUCCCAGCUGUUGCCACGUGGGCUGAUCAGCGCAAGCAGCUACUCUCAAUGGCCAACAACGCCAUGCUCUCAUUCGUACCCUGGAUGCAAGUCAGUUCCGCCCGAGCGGCGAUUCUUCGUCUCGACAUGACACAGCUGCUACCCAUUGCUGCUGCGGGCAUAGCCGUCCAUCUGUCCUUCCUGGCACUCAACAUGGCAGUGAUGGCGGCCCUGAGGCGAAUAACCCCUCCCCUUCCCAUUCAAGAGGCCAACGCUGUCGAUAGAGCCGUCAUCAUCCUCUCCAGUCAGAAAACCCUUCCCGUGGCUGCAACAGUGGUGGAGAAGAUUGGAACACUCAUGGGAGAGCCAGCAUUGGUCCUGCUGCCAUGCAUCCUCACCCAUUUCCUCCAGAUAUUUAUUGACUCGCUACUUGUCAACAAAUGGUUGAUUGAUGAUAGGGAGCGUGACACUGCCGCGCUUGCUAAGAAAAUCGGCGCAUUGUAUAAGAGAAGGUGCCCUCUGCAUUCCUACUCGUCAUCCAUUAGUGGGGCCGAUUUCCAAAUUCACCUCCUCACUCUCGAAUUUCUUCUUUCCGAAUUCCCUCCCGAGUCCUGCCACGGCGGCCUGUCGUACGACUACUACGCGUCCACGUGCCCCAAGGCGGCGGAGAUUGUCGCGGCGCGCGUGUACCAGGCGUACAAGAACGACCCCGCCGUCCCCGCGCCGCUGCUGCGCCUGCACUUCCACGAUUGCUUCGUCCAGGGCUGCGACGCGUCCGUGCUCCUCGAUUCGACGGAGGACAACAAGGCGGAAAAGGAUUCGGAUCCCAACGCCACGCUCGGCGCGUUCGACGUGGUUGAUGACAUCAAGGACCAUCUCGAGGCGGAAUGCCCCGGCGUCGUGUCUUGCGCCGACAUUCUCGCUCUCGCCGCUCGCGAAGGGAUUCACCUGGCCGGCGGUCCUUUCACGGAGGUGCCUCUGGGUCGUCGCGACGGGCUGACGUCAUUCGCGCUCGCCGCGGAAACAUUCCUUCCGGGAUCCACGCUCAACGUGUCUGGCCUCGUCCACAACUUCAACACCGUCGGCCUCGAUAUGACCGACGUUGUGACUCUUAGCGGAGCGCACACUAUCGGGGAGGGCCGCUGCGUGAGCCUGAAGAAUCGCCUGGAGCAGGACGACCCCACGAUGGACCCGGAAUUCGCGGCGUACGUGAAGCAGAAGUGCGGCACGACCAACAUUGACCCCAAGGCCAUGAUUGACAACGACUAUGCUACACCCAAGAAGUUCGACAACCAGUACUACAAGAAUCUCCUCGCGCACAAGGGUCUGUUCACCACCGACCAGGCUCUCAUUUACGACGACAAGACGGAGAAGGCAGUGAAGGCCUUCGCGCACGCCAAGAGCACGUGGUUCGACGCCUUCCCCAAGUCGCUCGUGAAGAUGGGCGUCAUUUCGCCGCUCACCGGCACGCAGGGCGAGGUCCGCCUCAACUGCCACGUGCGCAACACCUACUAG